Molecule: messenger RNA, 1530 nt
Organism: Eremothecium gossypii ATCC 10895
Lineage: Eukaryota; Fungi; Ascomycota; Saccharomycetes; Saccharomycetales; Saccharomycetaceae
Gene: DIE2
Product: dolichyl-P-Glc:Glc(2)Man(9)GlcNAc(2)-PP-dolichol alpha-1,2- glucosyltransferase
Exons: 1
Coding region: 1-1530 (509 amino acids)
Biological process (GO): dolichol-linked oligosaccharide biosynthetic process; protein N-linked glycosylation
Cellular component (GO): endoplasmic reticulum
Molecular function (GO): dolichyl pyrophosphate Glc2Man9GlcNAc2 alpha-1,2-glucosyltransferase activity
Source: RefSeq, marked provisional
AUGGGCGGUGAAGCAACAGCAAGCGAGAAAGAGCUACAGGAGCGAGAAGACCAGCUUUCGCAGCAGAUUCAAGAUGAGAUUGUCAUGGGGUGUGUGGUCAACCUGGCGCUUUGGCCUGUGCUGCUAGGAGCAGCGGCAUAUGUGGCAUACAAGUACAACUGCAGCUGGGUCCCGUAUCCUUUCAUCGACGAGAAGUUCCACGUGGGCCAGACAGUGAGGUAUCUUGCGGGAAGGUGGCGCGAGUGGGACAGCAAGAUAACGACACCUCCGGGGCUGUACGUGAUUGGGUGGGCAGUCCAGCGGACGGUAGGACUUCUGGUGGGGUGGAACACACUGAGCCUACUCCGCUUGUCCAACGUAAUAGGGGGGCUGGUUGUGUGGCCGUGGUUUGUGCUGCGGCCCCUGUACUUCUUCAAUGCGCUUGCAUUCUGGCCCGCGACGCUGAGUGUGUUUCCGUUGCUAACGUCGUACUAUUUUCUAUACUAUACGGACGUUUGGUCUACUAUCCUGAUCGUGGGGAGUCUCACGCUGGCCGUCACGGUACCAUUCGGCGAGCGCGCAAGCAUAUGGGCCAGCGCUAUAUGUGGGCUGCUAAGUUGUCUCUUCCGGCAGACCAACAUUGUGUGGAACGCCUUUGUGCUGGUGGUGGUUUUGGAGCGGCGUACUAUGAUACACAAGGGAUUUAACUCGCUGCGCAUCAACAACUACCUGAAGCUAAUUAUUCACGGGAUUGAAAACUGGAACAGCCUGGUGUUGCCCUACGCGGUCAACUUUGCUUUAUUCCUGAUCUUCUUACUAUAUAACGGCUCGGUAACACUGGGUGACAAGUCGAGCCAUGUUGCAGGAUUCCACCUGGUGCAAAUGUUCUACUGCCUGCUAUUCAUUACAUUCUUCAGCGUCCCUGUCUGGUUUUGCCGCUCCUUCCUGCUGAAUUAUGUCUCGAGGACAGUGGUAUACCCGAUAUGGACCAUAUUCGAGAUAUUAGGGAUCAUGAUGAUCAUCCGAUUCUUCACCGUGGUGCAUCCAUAUCUCCUCGCGGAUAAUAGGCAUAUCGCCUUCUACUUGUUCAAGAAACUGAUUGGCCGCAACCGUUUCCUGAAGUACUUCGUUAUGGCGCCCAUUUACCACUUUUCGACAUUUGUAUACCUGGAAGCAGUGAGACCAACGGUAUUCUUCUUUCACCCCAUUCUCCCCAUCGAAGUGAAAAGUCCAGUCGAUUUGCCAUUGCAAUUUACUCACAUUUCGUGGUCAGCCUUGAUUAUAUGUACCCUGCUUACCGUUGUUCCCUCUCCGUUAUUUGAGCCCCGGUACUACAUCCUUCCCUACAUCUUCUGGAGGAUAUUUUUGCUGGUGUCACCAGAACCGUUUUUCGCUGUACCAACUGAAAUGACAUAUAGGUUCGGGAACACCAGAAGAUUGGCUGUAGAAUUCCUGUGGUUCAUACUGAUAAAUGCCAUUACCAUAGUGAUCUUCGCGACAAAUGCAUUUGCUUGGGAGACAGAGGCAAGCCUACAGAGAAUUAUUUGGUGA